GUCGAAAUUGACGCAUGUGUGCCGCUCGUGUUGUGUUGGUGUUGUGUAGGCAAAUUUGAAGAUUUCUAAAAUAAACUGGAACUCUGGAGCCAAAUCGUACUUUGAACCGAUACAAAUAAUAUAUAGAGAUGGAUAAUAAACCACAACAACUCUGGGACGGUAAACGAGAAGCUCCGAAAGGACUACGACUUCCAAAUACACCGCCGAGUCGUCUACUCGAAGAAUCAAAAUCACCAGCGGCUACGCCAGGAAACGCGAAGAAGUCAUCAAAUUUGCCACCACAGAAACAAGACGUUAAAACGUCGAAAUCUAGACUGUCAGCAGACGCACCAGAGUUUUUCCCCUCAUACUAUCAAAGUCUGAGUACAGUUAACGCCACACCAGCAAAUGCCACACCAGCGAACUCCGCGAGCUCCAUACAGAAUAGACUAAAGAAACAUAAAGUAACAGACUCAAAUUCGGCUCAGCAAUCACUUACUGAUAGCGUUGAUGACUUUGUUGGAUCUCCUGAUGACAUUCGCCUGAAUCAUCUCAUCGACACUCUAACCAAAGACCCUGGCCAGUUUAGUGAUCUCUUAGACAUAUUUAUGGAUACUUUAUGCCCGUACUUCGGAGAUGUUUUAGUUCUUUCACGUGCAGCUCAACUUCUAGUCCAACAGGCGAUCAAUCAUCCAAGUUUUCGAUAUUCAGCGGCAAAACUGUGUUGUUUCAUUGAACAAUAUUGUCCAGAAUUUCGAGCUGAGCUUCACUUGACAUGUCAAAAAGAACUAAGUAAUAAUUUAAACAAAUCAGGCUUACUGCUAUUUGUGGCUGAAUUGUAUACUCAGCUUCAUCAUGAAAAUAUUUAUGGAAACUAUCUAAUUGACGCUUAUAAACACUUACUACAAAUUGGUGGAAAUGAUAAUGUGAAAUGUAUUUGUCAAGCACUGAAAUUAACAGGAUACUCUCUUGAGCUAUAUAAUAAAAAAGCAUUGGAUGAAGUUUUUACUAAAUUAAUUGAAGUGCAGCCAACUGUGACAGGAACUGCUGCAAGCCUAAUUAAUUCCGUCAUUAAUUUAAGGAGUUCACAGUGGGGUCACACUAGUCCAACAAAUACCAAUUCUAAUUCAGAAACGGAAAAUCCUUUUUGGAAUGAAGCCCCACCACAUACUGUUUUCUAUAACACUGAUGGUUCGAAAUUUACUUCAGAGGAAAAUGAGUUUCUUGCAGCAAAUAUAAACUCUACGGAUGAAUAUCUAACAGACGCGUCUGACCCUGAUGAGCUGUAUGAUCCUGAACCAGAAAUGGAUGAAGAGAUCCAAGCUGCUUUUAAAGAGUUUGUUAAGUUGAGUAAUCGAUAGUUUCGAAAUUUUCUUUAUUAAAAUUUAAUGUAACUUAUGUAUUUAAAAACGUAAGUUUAAAAAAGUUUAGCCCUCUGUAUAUAUAAAAAGAAAAAAAAGGACUAUGCUCGUAGAUCAUAAGAAUAAAGGAAAGCCUUAAUUAUAAAAACAUUAUUUUCAUUCCAGAGCUGACACAUUUCUUCCACAUGGACAAAGUGAAUUGAUUUUAAAUCACCAUGUAUGUACGAAGCUAUACGUCAGAAUGUCAUAAAAUUGUGACAAGCGUUUUUAUAAAUAAGGUUAUUAUUUUUUGAGAACUAAUAUUGGAAAUAUUUAUUCUCGAACAUUAUUGCAUAGAUCAAGACGUUUCCUCAUUUAUAGGUUAAAAACGAACUGAAAACAUCACAUAGUGGUUUUGUAUUUGUUUUUCUUUUUUUGUAUGGUUAUUUACAAUGUGUUUGUUUCAUUUUAUAGGUGAUAUUAUUUAUUCGCUGCAUCAGUUGGCCUUUAGAUGACCUUUAAAAAUUAUAUAUUCCAACAUGCAACAGUUAAGAUGUGUAAUUCGCGAUUAUGUUGUAAUUAUUGUAGCCAAAAUAGCUUAUCUCAAGGCCAUUAUUUAUGGUAACAUUGAACUGGAGUUUUUGCACAGCUCAGUGUAAUAUGACCGCUGACCGUUGCUAAUGCGUUGUUAAGGUGCAGAAAGUCCAUUAAGCUUUACGAUUUCUGAUUUUGUUAAUUGAUACACAAUUAAUUAUCGAAUUGAUAAAUAUAUGUUAGUUUUAUA
This is a messenger RNA of Zophobas morio, 2103 nucleotides long. RefSeq names its product polyadenylate-binding protein-interacting protein 1 (gene Paip1). Gene Ontology annotation, biological process: regulation of translational initiation. Bases 129 to 1340 code for a protein of 403 amino acids. Lineage: Eukaryota; Metazoa; Arthropoda; Insecta; Coleoptera; Tenebrionidae. The record is from RefSeq and is a predicted model, not a curated record. Gene Ontology annotation, molecular function: translation activator activity. The transcript is spliced from 5 exons.